This is a messenger RNA of Anneissia japonica, 4637 nucleotides long. RefSeq names its product vacuolar segregation protein PEP7-like. The transcript has 14 exons. Bases 230 to 2035 code for a protein of 601 amino acids. NCBI's taxonomy places the organism in Eukaryota, Metazoa, Echinodermata, Crinoidea, Comatulida, Comatulidae. The record is from RefSeq and is a predicted model, not a curated record. Gene Ontology annotation, molecular function: metal ion binding.
CAGAGAUUUUAACAAGAGAUUGAUUAAGUGACACUGUAACAACUAAAUGCACUGAAAUUAAAUACUGUACCUGGUUGAAAAACCAAAUAAAUUGUAAUGUGGAAUUGUAAAAAGGCCUUUAGCCAAGAUACAUUGCAAAUAACUGUACAGAGAUAGCCCAACAUAACUUGCCAGUGGGCCAGUCAGAAGUGCUUUUUUUUUCAGAACUCUCUGUAUCCACAGAUAGGAUAUGGAUACUUGGGCAACUUCUGCAGCAACACAAUCAACACCAGCACAAUGGGACUAUGUGCAGAAUCAAGUGGACACAUUUGUAGAUCAACAUAAAGAUGGAAAACAACAAGAGCCUCAGAGAUCUGGAAUAUCUAAGCACCAUUGGAUUAGUGUAGAUGUGCGGUUGAAUUGUGUGAAUCAAAAGUGUCGGAAGAACUUUACAAUCACUCAACGGAAGCAUCACUGUAGGAAAUGUGGUGAGGUGUUCUGCAAAGCAUGUGUGCGAUACCAGAGGAGGCUAUCGGCAAGAGCUGAUUAUGACCCAAAUGGACGGUUGCAUCAGGUAUGUGAAGAUUGCUUCAACUCUGAACCCCAGGAUGUGGGUCAGCGACGCUUAUGGACUGAUUGUUUUAAGAGAUGUCGUCAAGACAACCAGCAACAAGAACUGGAUGCUGGACAACUUCAAAUUGGCAUUCGAAAAAGUCAUCAGAUAAAACGUGAAAUGAAUCGAUUGAUUGAUGGGUAUACAGGGAGCCUGCAAAAGGAAGCUGUUGAUGGUAAAAAAAAACUCUCAAACUUGAAAGAUAAAGUGCAAGGAUUGAUCACUAAAAGUGAAGUACCUUUAUGGCAGAAAGCCAAAAGCUGGACGAUCAAGGAGCAAAAGCAGUCAUGUAUGACUUGUGAGGAAAGUUUCAACCGUCACCUUGCCAACCAGAAGCACAACUGCCGAGUCUGCGGUCUCCUCACCUGCAACCGUUGCUCAUCUCGUGAUCUGCUUUUGUUUGUUGCUGACAAACACGAGCGGGAAAAGUUUGGUGAUGUGCCACAUUGGGCAGUGAUCAAGGUUACUGGAUGUCCAGCAGUUGAACCAGAUGUUCAUCAUUAUUUACGUGUUUGCAAUUUCUGCAAGAAAAUCUUAGAACACAUUCAGGUGGAGGAAGCUCAGAAGGCGGAACAGCAGGAACUGCUGUUGGAGUCUAUGACAAAGCUGUUGUUUGUUCAUAAACACAUAAGUGAAGUACAGUCCAAGAUCGAUGACCAGCUCCCAGUUUACAAGCAGUUAGUAGAUGGAUUGGAAAUUACGUCUUCUAGCCCACGUACUCUGCCAACCAACCGUAGCAACAUGCAGACAUUGGCAAAAGCACAGGGAGAUCUGAUGGACCACUUUACAAAGUUUGUGAUGUGUGUAAGCGGUCUGAAAAAAUUUAGUCCGUCAAGCAAUGUGCAAGUUAAACUUGCACGCAACAUUAUGAAGUGUAAAUUUGAUUAUUACCAUGACAAUAUGUAUUCCUUCCGGAAGCUUAAAAAACAAUUGGAAGAUGUUGCACCGCCAAAAAUACUAUCAGGCAUACAAGAAAUUGUGGAUGCUAAGACAAUAGAGGUCGCCUGUUUAUCCAUAACACAGGUAGCGUAUGAAACAUUGCAUUUAUGUAUAAAAUACAGUAUUGAUGAGACGCUAGCAAGCAAUAUCAUACAAACUUCUGAGUUAUGUAAGGCGGAGUUAAGAGAUCACAUGCAGAAGAAAGGCGAAAAUUGGGAGCAGUGUAGUCAACAUAUGGAGAAAUUCAUAAAAAUGCAAAUGAAGGGUGAUGGUGUAGAAAAGCGGCAGUUGUACUUGCGGCCCUCUCGUAGGUUGGCUGCAGCCUAUGGAUCUGCAUACAUCACCGCAUUUUUAACUGAGCGUAUUGGAUACCUUGCACUGCAGAUCUACCUACAGCUCACUUCACGAAGUAUUGACAGAAGGUUCAAAGGAUCGAAAAAAGCUCUCUUGUCUCUUCGUGAAGUGCUUGCUCAAGACCAGAAAGUAACACUUAAAAGUUCAUAAAAUAUUUUUUGAUUAAUGAAAACAAUUAUAUAUAUAUAUAUAUAUAUAUAUAUAUAUACUGAACGCGAAAUUGGCUUGAUUUUGGGUGAUAGGAUUAUACCCUGGGAUUCCCUAGUGCAUGAGCAGAAUGAAAAUGAUGAUCGUUUUGCCGAUGUGGCAGAAGCAUUAAAACAACUGCCCUAAGAUUCAAUGGCCAUACAAAACUAUAUUCUGCUGAAGAAAUCAGAGUUUAUUUGAACAUCAAAGGGAAGGGAACACCCUAAUUAGUAGGCCUAAGCGCCUACCUAGAAAGACCAUAUCUUGGUCUUACCUCGAGCUAGGCCAGCCUUUGCCUAAACUUUCUUCACGUCGUAGGUUAUUUUUUUGCCCAUCAACAACCAAUCCAACCAAUCACCCAUUGCAUGUGAAGAUGCACAGCUCACUUGUAAUGCAUGAUGUUACAAGUUAUUUUUAGCAACGAGAGUCUCUGAGUCUUCAUGCUGGGAACUAACAAUCCGAUCAGCCCACUGUGUUGCCUAUUUUUAGCCGCAGUUAGCGAUCUUGUUUAUUUUAGCGACAGUAAACAACAAGAAUUUACAAGAAUGGGCUCUGUGUUCAACUUUACGGCGACCAAUUUCUGGUCUAAUCAUUUGGAAGAGUUUCAAGUCUGCCGAAUUCGGAGCCAAAUCCUAGACCUAGGCCUACUCACCUAAAUUAUACCUUGGGACUUUGCCCAUGGAAAUGCUUGUACGCGGAGUUGGGCGUAAAGUCAGAGGUGGGAUUAUACCCGAGGUGGGACUAUCCCCAAGGAACUACGGUAUAUAUAAUUUCAUAUAAUUUUUAUAUAUUGAAUUUCAAUCAUCUUAUUUUAAUGAUUGGUCAUAUCAGAAAUGAAAGAAUUUUCUAUAUAAUAUAUUUUUAAUACUGAAUACAUUCCAAUUUUAUAAAUACAGACAACUGCAAUUUUAAGUACUUAUUUUAUAAAUUUUAUGCUGUAUAUUUGUUAUAUGAAACUUUAAAAAAUAAUACUAUAUGAUAUAUGUAUGCUAAUAGAGAGGUUUCGCACGCGAACAAAUACGUGUACUCAUACGUUUAGCUAUUCAUAACGGUUCGUAGCCAUUCUGUGAUUUUCGCAAUCACAGCAUAGCCUAGGGCUUACUAUACUCUGUUCUCUUCUCUCGUUAUGCUUUUUUUUUUAGUAUAUGUAAGGUUUUGGAAAUUCAAAUUGAAAAUUGUAGCCGAAAAAUACUACCUUGUUGCCCAGAAAUGUCUGUUAUUUCCUGACACCACCAAGGUCAAAGCACCGACGUUUUGAAACCCCAAAAUGAGGCGCAUCCUAUCGUAAUGUGCUGUCUUCAAAUGUCACAAAAAUGGCACGUACAGUACGUAUUCAAAGAUACAUUUUUUUUUUUACACUUAAUGUAAAAUGUGAAAAAAUAAACGAAGAUCCUACUAGAAAUCCAAAAUUUUCCUACUCGUUUUUCACUUACCUGUAGUGAGUGAGAUAUGCGUGUCGUCCACACGUUUAGCGGAUAGCAGCCAGCGUAUGACGUCAAAAUGAUGACGUAUCCGUCACACUAACUGUAUGCGUUAGCGAGCGAAACCUUCCUAAUGUUAAAUUUCUAACACAUGUAAACAUAACAGAGGAUGUAGUUUUGUGGUUGAGUCAUCCACCUUUCUAUCUCAAGUCAUUACUGUAGUUGAAAUCCAGUGAAUGCUCUGUUCAGAUGGGUCUUUCAAUGCAAUUUAUUUCCCAAACACCAACUUAUAGGCCUAUAUAAUAUGAGGCUUGCCAUCCCAAAACCAGAGCUGGUCAUGCUGUCAUUAAAUGUUAACUGAGUAAUUAGCAUAACUUUUACUGAUAACUUUAGCAAUAGUAGUUCAGUAAAAGUUAAUUACAGAAAGAUGACCUAUCAUUUUCUAGCUUAAAGUGUAGAAAAUAUGAAUAUAUUAAUAGGUCAAUUUUCUUGUCACUGAUGCUGGAUUUGGCAUGGCAAGCCCCAAGUGACGCUAUUUUGUGGUUUUUCCUAGUUAAGGAAAUGAUGUUUUCAUAUCAUGUCCAUACAUGAGCAAAUUGCAGGUAUUUGUCACAUGAAAUUUUAUAAUGUGAACAGCCAUUAAUUUACAAAAAAAAAACAAAAAAAAAAAAACAAUUACUUAGACUAAUAUAAUUAAAGCGUUAUGUUUUCAUUAUCUUUAGGCAGAUAUGGACGAUUAAACCCACCUGGGAAAACUUUAUUUAGUGCUGUAACAUGAAAUCAAAUAUUUUGCCCUGCUACCACCUGCCUUGGCUUUUGAACAGUAGUCAUGGCUAUUUUGGGCACAUUACAAAAAUCUGAUGGUGUAAAUUUGUAUCAUCAUAUAGAUCUUUAAGCUGUCUGAAAAAAUGUUUCACAUUUUCUUCAUUAAAAUUUUUGGCUCUAGCCAAAAUUGUUACCUCCGUUUUCCUGAGUGACAGCCUUGGGUGUCUUUUUAAAAAUAAUGUGAACCAAUCUGGCCCAGCCAUACUUGUGGGGCUCCAGGAUUGUGGUGCAUUUAUGUUGAAGCACAGAGGUACACUGGAACGCUAGACGACUUACUUCCUUUGGACAAAGUGCAAAAUAAAUUUCUGGUGCUCUGCAAA